Molecule: messenger RNA, 1919 nt
Organism: Girardinichthys multiradiatus
Lineage: Eukaryota; Metazoa; Chordata; Actinopteri; Cyprinodontiformes; Goodeidae
Product: adhesion G-protein coupled receptor G1-like
Exons: 12
Coding region: 71-1654 (527 amino acids)
Biological process (GO): adenylate cyclase-activating G protein-coupled receptor signaling pathway; cell surface receptor signaling pathway
Cellular component (GO): membrane
Molecular function (GO): G protein-coupled receptor activity
Source: RefSeq, a predicted model, not a curated record
GAAACUCCCUGCUCUCUGCAACAAGCAUCUCUCAGUCACACAAGGCAACGCUGUGCUUCCACCUGUAAUCAUGGUGUGUUUGAGAAAGUCAGACAUGAAGUGGAAUACUCUUUAUCUCCUAACACUCUUCACGCGCUUCUCUACAACCAGAGCUCAGUCAUGUAAAGAUGUUAUCUCAGACUGUUGGAAUCAAGAUCCUACAGUUUGGACCAGGUGUUAUGAGGAUCAAAUUACGACAUGCUUACUACGGGGCCGUUCCAGUCUCUUCUUUCGCAACGAGGUGAACCUAUCACAGCAGGCUGAAGUGAAGCUUGGAUUAGCUUACAGGGUCCAAGUCCCAUCCUCAGCUCUUCAGAGAAGCAGAGGAGUACAGUCAGACCACACUGUCAUGAUUGUGGCCACGUUGAUCAACAGUAGUUUUUUUCAGCCAACACCUUAUCAGAAGAGACGUAAAGUGUUAAUAAACCAGCAGCUCGUUCUAGGAGACCAGGUCCUAUUUGUGAAGGUUGGAAGCCAGCCAGUCAGCAAUCUUACUGAGCGUGUCCAGUUAAACUUCAACAAUGAAAAAAUGGUGAAAAAUGGAAGGUGUGUGUUUUGGAGGGAGCCACAUCUCAUGAAUGAAAUAGGCCAGUGGAGCACUGAAGGCUGUGACACCAUUACAACUAGAGAGGAAUACAUUUGCAGCUGCAAUCACCUGAGCUUUUUUGCUGUGCUUGUGAAUCCAGAAUUGAAUUCAAAGGUGGAUGAACGUAAUGCUGCGACCCUCACCUACAUCACCUACAUUGGAUCAGCGCUCUCUGCCCUCUUUGCAUUCGGCAGUCUGAUCAUCUACGUUGCUCUGCAUCGCCGGCGUCCUGAGAAGGCCCUCGGCAUCCACAUGCAGCUAUCGGGGGCAUUGUUGUGCCUCCACCUCAGCUUCCUGAGCUGCAACUUCUGGAUAUUUCUGCUAAAUGAGAAGGAGGACAGCUGGGUUUGUCGAGGUUUGGGUCUCUUUCUGCACUGGUCUCUGCUGGCCACGUUGACCUGGGUGGCCCUCGAAGGAUUCCACCUUUAUCUGCUCCUCAUCCGAGUCUUUAACAUCUAUGUCAGAAGAUAUCUGCUCAAACUCUGCAUAGUGGGAUGGGGCCUUCCUACCUUUUUUGUAGUGAUUUGUGGGAUUUUAGGUGUUUAUGGCAAAUAUACUAUGGAAAUAAGGGAUUCCAACAACCACACAUCAACAUCACAAAUAUGCUGGAUGAGCAGCGAGUUCCAACAGAGACGUUUAGUCAUGUACAUCACUCUGGCUUUUCUCUGCCUGGUGGUGCUGUAUAACUUCUGCAUCCUGUUGCUGGUGGUGUUUAAAAUCUGGGGGUUAAGAACUGGCAGAAAAGACUAUGACUGGGAGAAGACGAACAAGGAAAGAGGCACCAGGUUAUGGAAGGACUGUGCCACAGUUCUGGGCCUCAGCUGUGUACUGGGCUUACCGUGGGGUUUAGCCAGCCUCACUUAUGCUACCUUGCCUGGAAUCUACUUGUUCACCAUCUUAAACUCUCUGCAAGGUGUAUUUAUGUUUCUAUGGUCUGUGGCUUUGACGUGCAAGUCUAGAUCGGAAAAUAACUCAUCAGUCCCAGAUCCUUCCUCUCAGAAAAUGAUGACAACCAGCUUCAACAACUGAUAUUUGCAGCAAAAACAAACACAGUGCCUACAUUAGGCGUUGGCUGACCAUUGGACUACUUUUAUAUGCUUUAAUGUAUUACAAACAAUAAUUCUUUUUGCUCAUUUUUAUCUUUUCUGAGAUUUCCUCAAAUAUAUAGUGCUCCAGAAAAAAUAUGUCCUUGACAUGUAUUUAUUGUGCAGUUUUAUUUCUUAUAAAUUACCAAGCAAAGUCAUAUUUUUGUUUUUAAUGAAUAUACCAGUAAAUAAAUAAAAAUUCAAAAAAA